GGCAGGCAACAGGUACCUCUCUGUGUGUGACAGCCCAGGACACAGCAACAGCUGCCAGUUCCUGCUGAACCUGCUGGAGGUUUUGGAGGGGGGACGGAAGAGCCUCUGACAGAACUGGUUCCUCGUCGGGCGUUUGGAAGAACCUGAAAGACUGGAAUUGUGUUUAAGAAGCUGACUGAGGGGAAGAGAGCCUGCCUGACAGCACCAGUUGUCAUUCCCAGUGCUGAAUAGACGAGAAAAAUGUCUCUUGUGAAGGAACGCAAGCCCAAAAAGCCUCACUACAUUCCCCGGCCCCCGGGGAAGCCAUUCAAGUACAAGUGCUUUCAGUGCCCGUUCACCUGCAAUGAGAAAUCUCAUCUCUUUAAUCACAUGAAGUACGGCCUCUGCAAAAAUUCCAUCACGGUCGUCACUGACCAGGACCGGAUCGUUAAAAACCCAAAAGUCAACUCUACGGACCAGAAGCAGCCAAGCAACGAACCCUUUGCUAAAUCCCCCGUUCCUGCUAUAAAUGGACUUACCGGUCUGGAAUCCAAAACCCAACACAGCGUAGCAAGGGAAGAAGCAAAGGAGAAUUUUGAUCUUAAAAAUGAGGCCAAGCCCCAUGUUGAGAAGACAACAGUGACCAAAGAAGUGACCCUGCCUCCAACAGCAAUCAUCGGUCAAAUCAACAAGCCGCCAAGUCUGGACGGCGUUAUGAGGCCUUCGGCCUUUAUUCCAGUUGGGGAACACAGACUGAAGGGAACAGAGAAUAUAAAAAUCCCUGAACUUUCUUCAGUUUCUACUGAACCAGCCAAAGGAGUGCACAGUAUUAAAUCUGCAUUCCACAGUCUGCCGACCCCAUGGAAAUCUGGACUGGUUUCCCCUGACUUUAGCCACAAGUCUUCCAUACCUCGUUAUAUCCGCCCAAUGAUCUCAGAAUACCCUCCGCAAUUUUAUUCGGAAACGGGACUACCCGCAGUUUUUUCCCCAUACUUGUUUCCACAGGCAGAGUGUGAGAAUCCCAUGCUCUCGGUCUACUCAGCACCAGAACAGAGGCCGUUCCUUCCGCAUCCUCUGCAAGCUUCAGGAUUACCUUUGCCAAAACCUAUCAAUGCACCUUUUGAGCAUUACAGACUUCUACAACAGUUCCAGCAAAACCCCCAGUUGCAUUAUGGAUUUUACAGGCCCACUGAACACCCAUAUUUUUCCUAUGGCUUAAAGGUACCCCCUGUGCCCAGCCUCUCUAAAGAGCACACGUCUCAGUCGGUGGACAGUCCAACCUUUAUCUACCCAUCUUCGCAUCCAUCAAGGUUGUAUCCUCUGGAAGGUUUUCAAAAGUUGGCCGAAAUUCAAAAGGAAACAUCCCCAGUUCCGGCCAAGAACCUUGACUCCAAAAGUGAUUCUGAAAGUGUGAAAAUGAGCCCAAGAGCAGGGAGUGCAGCAACUGGAUCUCCUGGUAGGCCAAGCCCAACUAACUUCACCCAGAACAGCCAGGGGCAUGAAGGCAUCUUUGAUCUCUCUACCAAGUCAACAUCUGAUAAGGCAGGAAAAGACUUCACAAGUGGCAAAGCUGUUAGGAAAAGCACAGACUGCCAGACAACGAUCAGCAGAGAACACUCACCAUGCUUCAGAAAUGAUGAAAUCCAGUCCCACUCCGACUGCUACAGCGAUGAUGCCGCGCCUCAUGACUCAGUUGCACCUCUUAACCUUUCCAAAAGGCCGGAGGUAGAGGACAGAGCGGUAUUUGAUACAAUGCACAAUAGUGACUCCAACGACGAGAGCGUAGGAUUCAUGGAGAUUCAGGACUUGCCUUUAAACCUUUCAGUGAAAGACUCUGGCAAUAACCAGAAAGCACUCUGUGCGGAUGAAAGACUCUUGUUACCAAGACAAGUCACAAGCUCCCCAAAUUAUCACUUCAUCCACACCGUAGACAAACGGGUACCCGCUACUACGGGUGUGCACUCCUUAGGCAUCAUUGAAAACUGCGAUGAGCAAAAACAGUCGGCAGCGGUUGCCCUUUGCCAGCUAGCCACGUCCAGUCCUGGGGUACCGGCAAGAGGGACAGAGGAUGAAUUCUCAGAGAAAGAGACAGUCGCCCCCGAGCAGGUUCAUCCAAGGGCCCCAGCAGCCCAAGAAACAGAGGCCGACAUUGGUGCAAGGGGGCAGAAGCGAACAAACUCUAAGGAACCUGGGAAAUCUCAAAGCUCAAAUAAAAAACAUAAAUCUGUAGAUUCUGGAAGGAUGUUUACCCUGCGAAAAAGGCCAAGGGUAUCGUAGUUUGGAACAGCAUUAAGGCUUCUAUGGACCAUUAAAUAUAUGUGUAUAUAUACUGUAGACCAUGAUAUUGGGGUUAAAAAAUAAAAACUUGGUGAGAAAAACUGGCAGUUUAAACAUCUAAACAGUAUUAAUCAAAAAAAGACUCACUGCAGGAUACCUAAAUGGUGUUUAAAGUUUUUAUUUCUAUAUAAACUCCUUUGUCCCUCUGUUCUGGUCUUCGUUGUCCCUCCGCUACCUAAGGGGUAAUAUAUACCUAUAUAAAUUCCAUUCCAGAAGACAAAGCCAAAAAGCUAAUAUUUAGCAGCAAAACCUAUUUUGAAGUUUCCCAUUUUUUUAUUUUUAUAGGAAGAGAGAGUAAAAAAAGGAAAAUUAUAAAAAAAAAGAAUGUUUUGCUAGCUACAAAGUACCUCAGCUCUGAAGGAAUUCUGCUUUGUAUUAUCUAAUACUAUUUUGUAAGUCAUUUCUGUAUAUUUAUGUAAAAACGUGUGCAUAAUAUUUUUUUUUUUUAAUGUGAAAGCUCCAUAGUUAUCUGCGAGGGCACCGCGCUGUGCUCUUUUUGUGUAAUAUUUAUCUAUAUAUUGUAAUUUAUUUUUAUAUAAGCGAGAGCAAUGGUAGCACUAGACCUGUAUAUAGUGAGGGGGGAAAGAGCAGAUAAAUCAAAUGUAUUUCUUGGGAUGUACCACUCUUUGCCUUUACGCAUCUGUUUGAAACUCUCCUAAUAAAAUAUAAAUAUAUUUAA
This is a messenger RNA of Xenopus tropicalis (tropical clawed frog), 2995 nucleotides long. RefSeq names its product zinc finger protein 750 (gene znf750). The record is from RefSeq and is marked provisional. Lineage: Eukaryota; Metazoa; Chordata; Amphibia; Anura; Pipidae. Gene Ontology annotation, cellular component: nucleus.